This is a messenger RNA of Chroicocephalus ridibundus (black-headed gull), 2585 nucleotides long. Its product is annotated as zinc finger protein 229-like. The transcript is spliced from 3 exons. Lineage: Eukaryota; Metazoa; Chordata; Aves; Charadriiformes; Laridae. Gene Ontology annotation, biological process: regulation of transcription by RNA polymerase II. The record is from RefSeq and is a predicted model, not a curated record. The coding region runs from base 48 to 2549 and encodes 833 amino acids. Gene Ontology annotation, molecular function: RNA polymerase II cis-regulatory region sequence-specific DNA binding; DNA-binding transcription factor activity, RNA polymerase II-specific.
GUGGGCGCCGGGAGGAGACGGCGGCGGAACCGAGCGGAGGCUGCGGGAUGGCGCAGGACCUGCCCUCGCUGCUGCUGCCCCCCCAGUACAUGUGCUCCGAGUGCGGGGGCCUCUACGACAGCCUGGGGGAGGUUCUGCUGCACCAGCGCAGCCACGGCCCCCCCCCAACGCCCCCCCCGCAGCCCCCCCAGUACCAGUGUCCGGACUGCGGCCGCCUCCUCCCCUCCCCCGCCCAGCUCCUCGCCCACCAAACCCAGCACCGGCGCUGGGGGGGGACGGGGCCACCGCCUUACGAGUGCUCCGAGUGCGGCCGCCUCUUCCCCACCCCCGAGGAGCUGCUGGAACACCAGGGCGACCAUUUCGCCGCCACCGAGAAGGAAAAGCCGGACGCUGAACCCGACCCCCCCACCCCGCCGCGCUCCCCGCCGGAGUCGGCCCCGCCGUCGGAGUCGGAGUCGCCCCCGGAAUUUCGCUGCGGGGAGUGCGAGCGCGGCUACGGCUCGGCCGAAGAGCUGCGACGCCACAAGCGGGAGGUUCACGCCGCCGCCGCGUUUCCCUGCCCCGAGUGCCGGCGCGGCUUCGGCAGCGCCAGCUGGUUACGCGCCCACCGCCGGACGCACGAGGGGGGCACCCACCCCUGCCCCCUUUGCCCCAAAACCUUUAAGAAAGCGGCGGCGUUGGACCGGCACCGCCGGCAGCACCGCGGCGAGACCCUCUACCUCUGCGUCACCUGCGGCCGCGGCUUCGUCACCCAACCGGCGCUGGCCGCCCACCGCAAGAGCCACCCGGCCGAGCCGCGGCACCGCUGCGCCUGCGGCAAAACCUUCCUCAACAUGACCAAGUUCCUCUACCACCGCCGCACCCACGCCGGCAAGAGCGGGGCCCCGCCGCCGCUGACCAACCGGGGCGGCACCGGCGGCGAUGGCAGCGCGGCGGCCGGUCCCCGGUGCCCCGAGCGGCGUCACCGCUGCCCCACCUGCGGGCGGGGGUUCAAGAAGCUGGUGCACGUCCGCAACCACCUGCGGACGCACACGGGGGAGAGGCCCUUCCAGUGCAGCGUCUGCGGCAAAACCUUCGCCUCCGGCGCCAACCUCCUGCGGCACCAGUUCACCCACAGCGGGGAGCGGCCCUACCAGUGCCCCGUCUGCCGCAAGCGCUUCGCCCAGUCCUCCAACCUCCGCCAGCACCGCCGCCUGCACGCCCGCCCCCCCGCCGCCGCCCCCCGCCUCGCCGGCCCCCUCGGCCUGCGGCCACCGCGCCCAAACCUUCGGGGACGGGGGGGCCCCGAGCCGGCACCGGCGACGCCACCGCCACCGUUGGGGCGGGGGGGGUCCGUGGUGGGGACAACCAGGCGGCCACCGCGGGCAGAGGGCGGCCCCCCGGCAAGGACGGGCGACGGAGGGGGAGCGGGGGGGCGCAGCGGCCGCGUGGCAGCACCGCGACGCUGGAGGCACCGGGGUCCCUGGGGGCGCUCCGGUUACUGGUGUCAUUGCUGGUACUGCUGGCCCUGGUGUCAACGCCGGCACCGGUGCUGCCGGUGUCACUGGUGUUACUGGUGUCACCAGUGUCCCUGGUGUCGCUCCGGUUACUGGUGUCAUUGCUGGUACUGCUGGCCCUGGUGUCACUGCCGGCACCGGUGCCGCCGGUGUUACUGGUGUCAGUGGCGUUACCGGUGUCACCGGUGUUGUGGCUGGUACUGCUGGCCCUGGUGUCACCGCCGGCACCGGUGUUACCGGUGGCACUGGAGUCCCUGCUGUCCCUACUGGUGCUGGCGUUACUGGUGUCAGUGGCGUUACCAGUGUCACCGCUGGUGCCUGCGUUACUGGUGUCAUUGCUGGUACUGCUGGCCCUGGUGUCAACGCCGGCACCGGUGUCACUGGUGUUACUGGUGUCACCAGUGUCCCUGGUAUUGCUCCGGUUACUGGUGUCAUUGCUGGUACUGGUGGCCCUGGUGUCACCGCCGGCGUCACUGGUGUUACUGGUGUCACCGGAGCCCCUGGUGUCACUGGUAUUACUGGUCUCGCUGGCAUUACUGGUGUCCCUGCUGGUACCGGUGUUACCGGUGGCACUGGAGUCCCUGGUGUCAGUGGCGUUACUGGUGUCACUGGUGUCACUACUGGUACCCGCGUUACUGGUGUUGCGGCUGGUACUGGUGGCCCUGGUGUCACCGCCGGCACCGGUGUUACUGGUGUCCCUGCUGGUGCUGGCGUUACUGGUGUCCCCGGUGUCAGUGGCAUUACUGGUGUCACCGGUGUCACCACUGGUACCCGCGUUACUGGUGUCAUUGCUGGUACUGGUGUCACUGGUGUCACCACCGUCACCGCUGCUCCUGCCGUUCCUGGCAUCACCGGAGUCUCUGCUGGCGCCAGUGUCACCCGCGUCCCUCCUGGCACCGGCGGUACCGGCGUUACCGCUCUUACUGGUGUCACUGGUGUCACCGCGGGACGUGGGGGGGGGGCCGGGGAUGGUGUCCCCGCGCUGACCGGUGGCCCUGGUGGCCCCGGUGUCGGCCCUGGUGGCCCCGGUGGCGUCGCUGGUGGCCCCGGUGACACCGUGACGGUGCCGGAGCCGUUGGCCCUUUGCCG